UGCAGCGCCUCCAUUUUGGCUAUCGUACUUGUGUUAUCUUUUUAGAUUUUAAACAUGAUAAACAGCCUAUUUGUAAUCAAUAAUGUCGGGUAAGUAUGAAACAUGAAGCAAAAAGAUACAUGUAUUCGUAUCUGCAUCGAUAACGGUAACUGUCUCAGCGCUUGCUAUGUUUUUUGACAUGUUCCAUUUCUGUCUCCUAACAGUGACAUAUUCAUUGAAAAGCACUGGAAAAGUGUAAUUGGUAGAUCCGUAUGUGAUCAUUUCUUCGAAGCUCUGAACAAGGUAAAUUAAAAAACGAUUUUCACAAAGGGCUUGUUAGUAAAGUAGUAGUCAUUUAACAGUAAGUGUCUUCUUUAUAGCUUUGAAAUCAUGCAGAAAGUGGAAGUGGUCCUAGUUUCAUUCACGUGACAAACACAAACAAUCGUUUCAAGACUGUGUCCCUGGGUAAUACAGGAAAAAUAAGAGACUUUGAACGGUUCUACCGAUUAGAUUAGAGGGUAGACGUUUUCAAAAUUUUUGAAAGUCUUAAAAUUUCCUUGAAACCAUCAUCCUUGUGGUUCCAUUAAUUACCAAAUCUUUUGACACAAAAUUUAUUUGCUGUAUGGCAUUGGUUAUGAUUUUAAAGUUAAUGUAAAGGUAGUUCUUUCAUCACAUGCUGGUUUAUGGCAAAUACCUUGAUCAUAUAUGAGUAACACCUGAUUGGCUACCUGGGAGCUCAUGCUAAAACUCUCUUUGUAUUGGGUCUUACAUCUUCAACAGUGCUUCAACCAUUUUGGGUCCUAAUAAUAAUAAUGAUAAUAAUAAUGAUAACAAUAAAACUAAUAUAAUAAAAUCUAAUUGCUGAAAACAGUGUUUACCACCUAUCACUGAGAUACUUUAAAAAUUUAAAAAAUAUAUAAAACAUGUAUAUGGUUGUUCAAGAUUCUUUAAAAAGUAAGAGAAAAUGGUUUGACUGAAUUUACAGUGUAUGUCAGACUAGUGUUCAAUCUUGAAGCAUAUGUAGGAAGCUGCAUUUUUAAAGGUAACAUUUGAUUGGGUAAAUCUUUUUAAGGGAAUCUUCAUUUGGGUAAGGAAGAGUUUUCUUUCUGGAAAGGCUUUGACUUCCAUAAACAAAUAUGGUUCUGAUAUGGGAUGUCUCAGGAAGAUACCCACUUUUAACUUCUGCUUGGGUUGCUCCUUGAAUGUUACAGACAUGUUUACUUUAUUCUAUUUAUAAACAUUUAUGUUUGUGUAUGUAAUUAUUUAAAAAUUAGAGUGAUGCUAAGUUGUAUCUUUGUUUUGAUUAGGCUAAUUCACCUGAUGAUGUUCCUGCAGUGAUUGCAGCUCCCCAUCAUUACCUCAUAAGCAUCUACAGGAACAGCCUGUUUUUCCUGGCAGUAGUUCAGAGUGAAGGUACAUGUAGGCUUUUAAUGCAAAGUACUCUCUCACAGCUAAUAUUACAGAAAUACAGUGUGCACCAUUUACUUGGUGACAGGCAUUGUACAUGCAGUGGUUUGAUAACUGUUUUAAGUUUUAGUUAAUAGUAAUAAUCUAAUGAUAAAAUAAGCUCUCAAAUUACUAGAAAAAAGCAUUUUUUGCCUUAUGCAAUAUGCCUUUCGAUGAAUAUUCUGGAGAGGUGUAUUUGGUUUAUUACUAAAUGAUAUACAUGUAGUUUUGGUGGUCUCAGGGGACUUUUGAACACUUCUCUCCGAUUGUUUGGGACUCAAAUGAAGACUUUGCCAUAAUAGAACUUUGGCGUGUAAAGUGGAAGGUCUGAGAGGUUGUAACACACAGAAACUGAUGUAAAGUAUUUAUUUAUUGUUUAAUAAUUGUUGUUCUUUCAUUUUCUUUUCAGUGCCACCACUUUUUGUGAUAGAGUUUUUACACAGAGUUGUGGACACAUUUACUGAGUAUUUUAACAGUUGUACUGAAACAUCCAUUAAAGAGAAUGUUGUCAUAGUAUUUGAGGUGAGGAGGUAUAUGAAGCACUCUAAAUAUCAUUCCUCUUAGAAAAAAAGCCUUAAGCUUUAAAAUUGAUAUACCUUUGAAGUAUAUGUAUUUUGAUUCAAUUUUAACUUUUUUUCCAGUUAUUAGAGGAGAUGCUUGAUAAUGGCUUUCCUUUGGCAACGGAACCUAACAUCUUACGAGAACUCAUUAAUCCUCCCAGCAUUGUCAGACAAGUUAUGAACACAGUGACUGGUGGAUCACAGUAAGCUUGACUGUCUUAUGUUGUCCUUUUGAGGAUUAGCAGAUUGGACUAUAGUACCUACAAGUUCAUUUUGUGCAAUGUUUACAAAACUUGAAAUCUGACAAAUGCUGUUUUUUUCAUGAACAUUUCAUUUUAGUGUUGGCACCCACCUUCCAACUGGUCAACUUUCUAAUGUUCCUUGGAGAAGAACUGGAGUCAAAUAUAGUCAUAAUGAGGUAUAACAGUAGACCAGUGUAAUGAAACUCUUGUUUCAAGUUGCAGAAAACAAUCAACUGAGAUAAAAAAAAGUUUAUGGAAAACCAUAGUCUCUGGCUGUCUAGGAUUUUUCCAUGCAUCCAUAUCAUAACAGGAUAAUAAUAAUAAUAAUAAUAAUAAUAAUAAUUAAUAUACUACUUCUUGGCAAGACAAAAGCUGACAAGACCUUAUUUAACAUGCAAAAGGCAGUAAUAUCAAGUACACUGAACAUUACCAGAUCAUUUAAAGUACUUUCAUAAUAGUUCAUUUCAACAAACAAAUCCUUAUAAAAACAUAUAAUAUUAAUCAAGUUUUAAAAUAUUUUUAUGAAAAGUCUUAUUAGCUAAUUACUUAAAUAUAGAAAUUUUUUAUAUCUUUUAAUAUUUUAAGAAUUUCAAAAUUUUUUUUUUCUCUUUUUUCUCUCUCUCUCUUUUUUUUUUUUUGAUGGACAAAAGCGAACAGUUAUGGACACUAAUUUUUUAAUGCAUAUAAACAAAUUAGAUAUAUAGUUUUAGAUGUGUAAAUAUAUAUUUAUAGGUUUUGUUUUCUCGGUCACAGCUAGCCUGCCCGACUUAACGUAAUCAUGCCUAGGCAUACUUAAGUAUACACUGCCACAUAAUAAUAAUAAUAAACUUUAUUAAAGUGUCAAAACCAUGUAGCCUGGGAGAACCCAUACUAAUAAGGGGACACAUAUUAGUGUAAAAUAUAAUACAGAAUUAAAAGACUAAGACAUCUACAUUAAAAUAUGAGUAUUAAGGUAAAAAAGGUAAAAAAGGUAAAAAAGUCAUGUUAGCAGACGAUACAACCCUUGCAGUCAGUUUCUAUUAAUGCAGCAAGAUCUUUGCCAUGAAUGUGCCUUGUAGGAUGUAGAAGCAAAUUCUUAGAGCAACACUAAGGGAAGGUUUGUUAGGUGCUGAAAGAUUUUUUGAUUCGUACUGCUUUUUUGCUAAUAAAGAUAAACUAUUUCAUGAAACUAGGUCCUGCUCAUUCUUGCUUGAUACAGUGAGAGAAUCUUGAAAAUAAGUAAUCAUCUCAUGUACUGACUGGAAAUUGUUUUAUUGUUCUUUGCAGAUUUAUUUUGAUGUCAUUGAGGAAAUUGAUUGCAUCAUUGACAAACAUGUAUGUACUCUGUCAAAGAUUUGAUACAUCAUAAAUUUGGCAAUUGCUGUUUUAUUUAUGGCUCAGCACUGAAUUUGUGUCUUUUCUUUACAGGGAUCAACAGUUUUUACAGAGAUCCAAGGAGUGGUUAGUGACAAUGUGAAUUUUUUCCUCCUGUAACUGAAAUUCAAUUCCCAAUUUCGGAAUAUUGUUGGACAGCUUUUAUCUGAAAGGAAUUUAUAAUUAAAAUCAUUUUUUUAUAUGCAGUUAUUGUUUUUGGCUUUGAUUUAGAUUGACUCAUGUUGUAAGCUGUCAGGAAUGCCAGAUCUCUCACUCUCAUUUGUGAACUCAAGAUUGUUAGAGGAUCCAAGUUUUCAUCCUUGUGUGAGGUUAAAGAGAUGGGAAGUAAGUUUUUAUUAUACAAGUAUCUUAUACCAGUUACAUGUUCUAAUUAAAAGACUGAAAGCUUCUAUUUUCAGCUAUAUCAUCAUCACACAGAAAGUUAUACAAAUUCAUUUAGUUUGUAGGACUUCCUUCAUUUCAUAUUGCACUCAGGACCUAGUUAUCAGCAGCAAUUUUAGAGCAUGGUAGUAAUCUUAUGCAUUUUUCUCUGAUUUCUAUAUAUGAAUCGUCUAUUCUUUUUUGUAAGAGCUGGCUUUGUUCCUUCUUCUUUAAUUCUGAUUCAAAGGCCUCUAUAUUUUUCAGGGAGAGAAAGUUUUGUCAUUUGUUCCUCCUGAUGGAAAUUAUAGACUUUUGUCUUACCACAUCACCUCUGGGUAAGUUCAUUCCAUGUGCUUGUCCAUUGUUUAUCUAAGUAUUUAUCCAAUUACUACUUCAUUCAAAGUGAUAUUAUUCAGUUGAUAAGUCUGCUUUUCCAUUGAUUAGUCUUUAUCUUCCAUGUAUAGAACUGUUGCAAUUCCUGUUUAUGCAAAACCUCAGAUCUCUUAUCAUGAGGUAAGAAAAACUGUUUUGUGGAUUUUUUUUUCUUUUUUGACUGAGGUUUCAAAGAUUAAGAUGUACUUAACAACAUAUCUUUAGAAUUCCUGUAGUGAUGAAUGCACAUAGUUGGCAUCAUCAAGUGAGUUGAUAACAUAAGUUGGUUACCAUAAAGAGUUUCAAAGCUGACAUUUUUUAGCAUAAUUCCUUCAUCAGAGCAAAUGAUGAAGUCGCAUACACUCAUGUCAGCUUUGAAACCCUUUGUUGUGGCGAAUUUACAUUUAUCGACUCAGUUGAUGAUACCAAAUUAUCCUGUUAUACUCUCCCACCAAUGCAGCACCAUGGUUUCUUUAGAAACUUACCCCCUUUAUUCAUCAGUGCACAUAUACUGUAGAUAAGCUACCAGCUGGCCUGUUGUAGAAUACUCUGUAUUUACAGUAAAUUUCUAGAACUCUAGUUAUGGCAUCUGUGAAAUGAGUUACAUCUACAGUACAUGUGUAUUAUGCAGAGUAAUUUUGAAACCAAUAGAUAUCAUGACAAUCAUAGUAUUAUCCAAUUAGCAAUUUCUUCAGGAUUUCAAUUUCCUUUUCAAUAUGUGUCAGAGAGCAUUGCACAUUUAUUUCUUCUUUGCAAGAUUAAGGCCUACCAGUAGGUAGAUUUUUUGUGCCAUCCAUGUAAAAUUUUCUUGCGAUUGAGCAAAAUUAUUUCAUGCAUAUUUUGGUGACACCUAUCCUAGAAUUGAAUGAGCUUAUAAAGUAGAUGACACCUUUCAUUUAUCAUACGAUUGGUUGAAGGUGGGAUUUUGGCUUUGGCACAAUGUACAGAAGUCACUCUCUUGGAUAUCUUCCCAAAAUGCCUUUAAAAGUGUAAUCAUUGUUAUUAUUAGGGUGGUUCUGGAAGGUUUGAUCUCACUGUGGGACCCAAGCAAACUAUGGGAAAAGUGGUGAGUAUACAUAAAUGUUGUACCAAAAACUAAUCCACAAAAAGAAUACAUUAAUGCAACAAUUCUUCACUCCUAAGUGUUUGUUAUAGCAAUGAAAUUAUUCUGAUACAUACAUUGUACUGAUGCAAGUUGUUGGCAUUCAGUUGAGGUUUCUCUGUUUGUUUUGAGGUGGAAGAUGUGGUGGUGACAGUUCCAUUCCCCAAGCAAGUCCUGAAUGUGAAUCUUACUCCAUCAGGUUGGUUGAAUUGUUAGAUAAAACAUUUCAGUCUGUAAAUGUAACUACCAUUGUUAAUGUGCAAGGGGUUGCAAGGGAUUAGGGCUUUCUUCACUUGCUUAGUUUGCUACAUGUAAAAAUAAGUUUGCUUGCCAGCUAGUCAUGCCAUUUUUCAUACUACUCAUGUUAACAGUGAAUUCAAGAAUAGAAUAACUUACAUAACUCAAAUUAUUUCUUUCUUUCUUUUUCUUUAUUUCUUUAUUUUUUUUGUUUACCUUUUUGUUACUUUUAUUACUAUUCCAGUGGGAACAUGUUCCUUUGAUCCUGUAAAGAAGGAGCUUGUCUGGGAAGUAAGUUUAUAACCACUCGUACAUCUACUUUAACCCUCUAACUCCCAAGAUCUGAUUGCUAAUUGUCCCCUCCAGCUGCUACACAUUUCUUUGUAACAAGUUCAGAGAAUUUGGCAUUAGAUCAAGAUAUUAACUUCCACUUGAGAAGUUUGAGUAUUCUCAUAACCUGUUGGCUGGAUAAUGUAUGGAUAUUGUAGAGUUAGAGGGAUAACUACUUGUUUACUCAUAAGAACGUUUCACUCUUCUGGCCACCUCUAUCUUGUCAUCAAGUGGGGUUUGCCAUAACCACAGGUAACCCAAGCCUGAUAUACUAGUACACCUAAACUGUACUACUAUGAUGCAAGAAGGUUAUAUAGGGUACUUGCUACAACAACCAAAAAAGUCAAUGAUCUCAGUGAAAGAAAAAAAACCUUUACUUUUGCAAAGUGGUGUGUUGUCUUUCUUGUUUAUCGAGGUUAUGGUCAAAUUCCUUUAAGGAUUAAACAAGUCAGUUAUCUAAGUUAAAGGGGGAAAAACGCUGCUUUUUCUAGUGUGGUUUAUUGAAUGAUUCCUUAAAUUUCUAUUACUCCUUAGUGGUACAUGUAUGUAUGUACUGGUAUAUUGAGCCUCAGCUUUGCAUAGUAACUGUACAGUUCAUGAGUUUGCACCCAUAGCAUGUAGAACAGAAUGUCAAAUUGUAUCCUGUUUCAAGGCUGCUCCGUAGGUUCUAUAGAUCCUAUAAACUCUGUCAUUGAUGAGACUCAAAAUCUUUCUGACAUGUUUUGUUUGACGAAGAGAUUGUCAAAUUUCAAAAUCUACUGUGUAUGUCUAUAUGAAGCCAUAGAUCUGUUUGAGUUGUUAAGUAAUGUGACCUAUUGCUUUUCCUCCUCUAGAUUGGUAAAAUACUACCCCAGAGGUUACCAAAUCUAAGAGGAAAUGUAAGUUCAAUUUUAUAUAAGGAUACUUUUUAAAGAGCUACUUUAUUAUGCCUUGCAAAAUCACCCUUAACUGGAAUGAGGGUAUAAGCUGUUUUGUUUACAAGAGUGAAAAAGUCAAUAGGAGAAAGAUCAACCCUUUACACAGUGACAUCAGUAUGCAUAUUCUCCCUACUAUUCUCUGUACAUUUCCUAAGGUGCUGAAAAGGGAGAAAUUGCUUAACAAUCAAGAGAUCCAGCGACCUUUAGAUGGUGGUAGUUGGUGAUCAUUUCCUUAAUUUUCCUGACCUUAAUGCUUGAUUCAAGGAUGAUCUUGUAAGGAGAAAUUAGAUGCUAGUCACUCUUACGCGAAGUUUAAAAAUCUUGGCUAAAAUUUUCAGUGAUAAAGUAAGCGUGACUCAACCUCAAUCGGCACAUUGUACACACAUACACACGCAAGUCCGUCAUAGCCGUUCUUUAGUCUUGUCGCGAUGUUUAGUCUUGAAACACCCAACGCAAUGCAACGGUGAAAGAAAGGUCUUCUUCUAGAUAAGACCAAUCAAGAGUUGCGAAGCAGGGUAAUGAAUGGUGGGCUGUUCCAAAAUUUAUGGUGGGUCGAUAUAGGCCAAAGGGAUUUGUAACUUUUAUAACAGCUAUUAUUAAUACUGAUAGUGACGUUGUAGCACAACAAUAACUAAAAUUGAGGUUUUUAUUUAUUUAUUUUUUUCAGAUGUCUCUUCAGACUGGAGCCCCUCCGCCCGACGAAUCUUGUACAAUGUCUGUAAGUGAUAUUCUUUAUACUCACUUCCCUAAAUUUCGUGCUCUAGGAAAGGCAGUUCAUCGGCAAAUAAGACAGUGCAUUCCGCUGAUCCUAGCAGCCGGUGGGACUCACGUUACAUAAUCACCCACCAUGAAGCAUGAAAGUCAUACGCUUGGCAAUUUUUCUCUUCCAGGAAUUAAUUUUUGCGAAGACGUAAAAUGUCUAACUUUCGUAACCUGACGAGUUUCAGCACACUCCACUUUGUAUAGAGAUAGUACUGGAUGAUGUUACGAUCUAGUACAAUCUAGUACGAUCUGAUACGAUCUAGUACCAACUAGUACGAUCUAAUACGAUCUGGUACCAAUUAGUGCGAUCUAGUACGAUCUAAUACGAUCUAGUACCAACUAGCACGAUCUAAUACGAUCUGGUACCAAUUAGUGCGAUCUAGUACGAUCUAAUACGAUCUAGUACCAAUUAGUGUGAUCUAGUACGAUGUAGUACGAUGUAGAACGAUGUAGAACGAUCUAGUACGAUCUAUAAUGUCUUUAUUCCAUCAUAAGAUAAAACUACAUAUCUUAUGUUACAAUGAAUUGAAAAAACUACAGAAAUCUACAUACAUAUUAUGAAUUAAAAAGUAUAUCAUCACAAUAAAUGGAGCUUAAAUAUCAACCUAUUUACAAAUGUGUUCAUAAAGCGCUGUGUAUUAAUUUUCGGGCGCGCGCAGCCUUUAUUCCUGAGAUUGUGUAGAUAUGUCUUUUGGACAGGAAUGAUAUCUUUCAGGGGUGGCAAUCCGUUGAUUUUAGUUUCUUCAAAAUGUUUCUGUCUUGUUUGUUUAAAAGGUUCUUGAUAAAAACUGGAAAUGAGAUAAAACCGCGUUCAUGACAUCGGUCUAAAAAUUUUUGUACAACCGUAAGAUCGGACUCAGAUGCCCCAUAGACUGAAAGUGCAUAGCUAAAAUUAGCCAAAACAAUCGAUAUAAAAAGAUGAUCAAUCUCUGCCUGAGAGUAAUGUUCCUUUCUCAAUGUUCGUAGGACGUGUAAACACUUGUUUGCUUUGACAAGUUUAGUUCUUACAUGCUCAUCAAAUUUUCCAUCACUCUGUAAAGUUACUCCUAAUAAAACGAAGCUAUUACAUUGGGGAAUAUUAUUAAUUGGAGAGUAGAGUACAUUAUGAUUUUUCUUUCUAACAACCAGCUCUUUACAUUUGCAAGGGUUGCAGACCAUUCUAUUGUCUUUACACCAUGUUAAGAACUGUCCUACUAAGUCGGCAGACGGGUCACUAUUCCUAGUGAUAGGCGAAAGAAUAGUGGAAUCAUCGGCAUAUUUAAAAAGCACAGGGCAACCAUUAAAAAAAAUCUCCAAAUCGUUCAAAAAUAUAUUAAAAAGAUACGGUCCGCUUACACUACCUUGUGUGGUUCCUCUAUUGACAAGUUUCCACUGUCCUAAAAAUUAUAACUAACAACACGCUGUUGUCUUGCAUAGAGGAAACUAUGAUACCAAUUGAUAAUGUACGGAUUUAGAGGUAGCUGUUUCAGUUUGGCAGACAAAAUAGCAUGGUUCACAAAAUCGAAAGCCUUACUGAAGUCCAUGGUAAAAAUUCGCACUGCGCUAUAGUCACUACUAUCUAAAUACUUGUAUGUCUGGUGCUGGAUAGCGAGCAAGGCAUUUGUGCAACUACCCGCCUGUCUAUAUGCAAAUUGGGUGUGGCUCAGGUUGCUCUCAAUGACUGACUGUGCUUGUGUACGAUACACGACCUUCUCAAACAACCGGGCAAUAACGGGAGUAACAUUAAUACCACGGUAGUCCGAGUCCUCUAUAGGCAUGUUCACUUUGGGGAGAGGGUUAACAUUUGCCCUUUUCCAGGAGUCUGGCCAUGUAUGAGUAGACAGCGACAGAUUCCAAACGUGAGUGACGAUUGGUGUGAGUAGCUCAGCACAGUCUUUCCAGAUCCAGUACGGGAGGUCGUCUGGUCCCGUUGCGGUUUUCUUUACAUGAACUAAGGUAUUCCAGACACACCGCUCAGAUAUUUUCGGGGCUUUACACUGUCCGGGAUAUCCAUAUCACUAGGUCUAACGUAAGUGUCAUCAUAGCACAGGUUGGCGAAGUAGUCGUUCAGACGAACUAGGGAGUUCUUGUCCAAAUUUAUCAACGAUGACCUGCGACGCUGCGAUAGGGCGUCCACGCCCUUCCACCACUCACCGCUACCAAUGGCAGCCAGUUUUCUUCUGUUCUCGGUUAUCAGCUCAGAAAUGCGCUUAUUAAAUAAAGACAGGCGUUCCUUAUUCUUUAAAGAUAUAUGGGACUUAGUCCUCAGCAUACACUUGACUAAUGGGGACAUCCAAACUGGGUCACGCGAUGACAUGCGUACAGAUUUUUGCGGCUUAAACUUAUUCAUCACUGCACGAAUCUUUACCUCAAGCACCUCGACCGCCUUGUUUAUGUCCACCUCCUUGAGGACGUCACUCCAGUCCAGCGCAGUGAGUGCCAUAUAAAAUGACUGUUUCCGAUGUUCCCUACAGUCCCGCACGAGAACUUUGCGGCGCAUAGGUUUAAGCUUUAAUCCCGCCGGUAAAACAAAGCCCUCAUGGUCUGUCUUAAUAAGCAUAUGUAUGGAAUAUGCUUGACCGAACAGAUCCGCUCGGUUGGUCAUACAGUUAUCCAAGCACGCGUUACCCCGCGUGGGAAAAUCAACCACGAAAUCCCAGCCAGACAAAGCCUUAAAUUCUUGCAUAUCCAAACGAUUUACAUCGCCACCACAGACAAUAGCCGCUUCUGGGUGUUUGUUCAACACAAUGUCCACAAAGGAUAUUAUAUAAUUAAUCAAGUCGAGAUCCCGGUAGCUAUGCUUGGGAGGAUUAUACAGGCCGCAAAUUAGCAUAAUGUGAUCGGACGGCAUCUAGUACGAUCUAGUACGAUCUAGUACGAUCUAGUACAAUCUAGUACGAUCUAGUACGAUCUUCCUCUUCAUAUACCUCAGUAGGUCAAACAAAAAACUUGACCCGCCUCCCACCGCCCUUUUUAGUGCUCCCGUUGGUUCCACAAAGCGAGCACACUAACUUAUUUUCAUAAAUUUGUCGCAGAUUAAAUUCAAGAUCUCCCAGCUCGCAGCCUCAGGCCUCAAAGUCAGCAGAUUGGAUAUUUAUGGAGAGGUAAACUGAAUAAACUUUGGUGUCAGAAUAAUUUUCAGGUGUUUCCUUUUAAACAUCAGAACCACCAGUUCCACCUCCAGGUCUCUCUAUCAUAACGCGAAUCGGUUAAUAUUUUUAACCUUUUGACUCCCAGAAGUGAUCAACAUAAAACUUCUCUCUAUAAUAUCAAUACAAUAUACAGCAAACCGGUGAUUCGAAUACUAAAAAUUAUCAGUGAGAAGUUUUUAUCUUGAUCCAACGCCAAAUUCCUCAACCAAUUUAUGUGUAGCAGCUGAAGGGGAAAAUUAUAAUAAGAUCUAAGAUUUAAAGGGUUUAGAAGAAAGAAAUCUAAAAGCACCGAUAUCAAAGGAAUAUUGGAUUGUAAUGUGCACACGACUCAGGGGUGAAUUUUCAGCAAUCGGCGUGAUCAUACAAACUGUUUAUAUCACCAAACAGAGGCUAUUCGUUGCUGUCGCAGGAAAAUCGACAAGUGCGUUCAAUGUUCCUAAACAACUUCGUAGAAAUGUAGCGCAACCGAAGGGCUACGUUUUUUUCUCUCUCUGUCAGGGGGGUUAAAAAAUUGUUAAAGAUCCAUUCGCAUGCAGUUAUAGAGUAACACUGUGUUUCUUCUAAUACACCCUUUACACCCCAACAUCAGUAUGCAUAUUCUCCGCACUGUUCUCUAUACAUUUCCUGAGGUGAUGACGAGGAGUUUUGCUUAACAAUCAAGGGCUUCUUUAGUUGGUGAUCAUUUCCUUUGUUCUCAUGACCUUAAUGUUUGAUUCAGGGGCGAUAUUGUGAGGAGAAAUUUGAUCCUGGUCACUAUAAGGGGUCAAUGGGUCAAAGAUUGCUUUGACUGUAGACUUGGCUUUAAAGAAGAUAAUUAAUUGAAAGUCGUGUUUCAGAGCAUUACAACUUACAGCUCAUUUGUUCUAUCUGUCUUUCUCUACAGAAAUACAAGCCUUUCAAAGGAGUGAAAUAUCUCACUAAAGCAGGGAAAUUCCAAAUUAGAGUGUAGAGAAAUAUAUUUUACCAAAAAUACCACAGCUAAUAGUGCUGAUAAUAUUAAUAAUUGUUACUACGAGAUCUAUAGUGAAUCACUGGUCAGUGGAGAUAUUUCUCUGGCACAGUGUCUCUGAAUGUUUUCUUUUAAAUUCAGAAAUGUUUGAAUUUUUAGGGGGCUGUAAAAUGGCCCACCAUCUUGUAUUGUCAUACUGAAGGAAGCCAUGAUUGGACAGAAUCGUUUAACUUACGCGAAAACCUCGUUUUCUUAUCUUUGAGGCGCGAAGAGAUACAAAUCACUUUGGGUAGAAAACGCUUUGGACGAGAUAAGGUGCCCAAGUGUUGAUGGUUCUUAAUUUUAAGUCAAGAGAGGGGGGAAAGGGAGAGGGUGGGGUAAUUUGUCACCCCAGACGCUGUUGAUUUCCUAGGAUCACGAGUGUUUGGGUUUCACACAUAGCAGUUCCAGGGUGUUCGUUUUCCUGGUGAUUUCACGAAUGUAUGGCCAGAAGUUGCGUUCUCUCCUUAACUACAUGUAAACAAAAUUAAAAUAUAGGAUUGAGUGCUACUGGGGAUGAAAAGUAGAGAUAAACUUUACAAGAGGGAGAAUGUCUCAGGUGUAAUGACCAAAUAAAGGUAACAACGAUUACAAACCAAAUCACAUAUUUAUGACGAAUCUCAGGUUGGCUAUAUAUUCAGCGCGUGCAGUGGCCACCGUGCUGCAUUGCCGCCGUAUCUCACGUUAUUACCUCCCUCCGAUCUCGGAUACUUCCGUCUAAUUUCGCACAUAUUCCGUCAGAUGUCCAAAGGGACAAGUUAAUUGAACUAAGAUGUAUCAAACCUCGAGCCACAGUGCAAAUUACAUGUAAUUUACUCCUCCUC
Messenger RNA from Pocillopora meandrina, 12624 nucleotides. NCBI's taxonomy places the organism in Eukaryota, Metazoa, Cnidaria, Anthozoa, Scleractinia, Pocilloporidae. The record is from the annotation of a GenBank genome assembly.